GCUUUGUUGUAGCUUGCAUGCUUGUAGCGUGUCGGUGUGUUCCCGUUUAGCUUUAUCAAAAUUUGUACAAUUUAUUUAAAAUAAAGUAUUUUUUGCUUAAAAAAACAAUAUGCUUCGACGGCAGGCGCGAUUGCGCCGCGAAUACUUGUACCGCAAAUCAGCGGAAGACAAGCAAAAGAACAUUCAAGCGAAAAAAGACCAACUCAAGCGUAGUUUGGAGGAAAACAUUCCUAUUCAUGGUGAUUUAAGAAAGGAAGCACUUGCACUGCAGAAUAGGAUAGAGUACGAGGAUAAAGGACCUGAGAGAGCAGCCGUAAUAGGGGGCUACAGUGGUGGGGCUAACACACUCAACUCUCAAGAUGAUGAGUAUAGAUAUGCAGGCGUUGAAGACCCCAAAAUUAUGAUCACAACAUCAAGAGAGCCUAGUGCGAGGCUCAAGAUGUUUGUCAAAGAACUAAGGUUAAUAUUUCCCAAUAGUCAGAGGAUGAAUCGUGGUGGCUAUGAGAUGUCGCAGUUAAUACAUGCUUGUAAAGCUAAUGAAGUCACCGAUUUCAUUGUAGUUCAUGAGCACAGAGGGGUACCUGACAGUUUGGUCAUAUGCCAUCUUCCAUACGGCCCGACUGCCUCAUUCACUUUAUCCGGAGUGGUGAUGCGACACGACAUACCAGACAUUGGCCCCAUGAGUGAACAGUACCCUCAUCUGGUGUUCCACAACUUCAAAUCUGAUUUAGGAUCAAGAGCAAUGAGCAUACUCCGAUAUCUCUUUCCUGUACCUAAGCCAGAUUCCAAGCGAGUGAUCACGUUUGCCAACAAUGAUGAUUACAUAUGCUUCAGGCAACAUGUAUACAAGAAGGCAGGCAAAGAGAUUGAACUUUCAGAAAUUGGUCCCCGGUUCCAAAUGAAAUUGUAUGAGAUAAAGUUGGGCACUCUGGAGGCGCUGGACGCAGCCGAUACGGAGUGGGCGCUGCGGCCUUACAUGAACACGGCGGCCAAACGACGCUUCCUCAGCGACGAAGACGGCUGGCAGGAAGACGACCAGUUAUAAUAAUAAAUAUAGCC
This is a messenger RNA of Chilo suppressalis (striped riceborer), 1059 nucleotides long. NCBI's taxonomy places the organism in Eukaryota, Metazoa, Arthropoda, Insecta, Lepidoptera, Crambidae. The record is from the annotation of a GenBank genome assembly.